AUGGCAGCAGUGGUGGUCAGCAGUGAAGCAACAGUCGGGACUGAAGCCUUGCGAGUCAUUGCGAAGCCUAGUGCCCAAUGGACAUCAUCAGCAGCAGUCGGUGGAAAAGGCAGCUGGCAAGCAAGGGCGGGUCUUAACCCAGUGCAGCCUCAGUCAUUUCCCAAACAGAGAAGCCUGGAUCGGUUUUCGCUCAAGAUGCGCAUGAUUUGGAUGCUCCUUUAUCUGAUUCCUGGUGUUUUGACACGAGCCGCUCACGGGCUGCUGCUGGGGGCGGAUUUAAACCGGUGUUCACCAAGCCUAAUUGGGAAUCAAUGGCAGGAGCCACCAUCGCUGGGUUGCAAAUUUUGCCGCUGUUUACAGUUGGGCAAAGAUCUCUUCCAAGAAUGUGAAACACCAAUGAGGCCUUCAGCUUGGCCGAUUGGAUGUGAAAGGGUUCGUGUUGACUGUAACUACACAAUAGUAAGAACAAAUAGACCUGACAUUCAUUGUCCAGGAUGGUCGUACACCAGCUACAAAUACCUCAUCCGAGUGACUGGAUUUAUUUGGGAUGCAGAAACUGGAGUGAUUGGCACACCGGAAUUUAAACAAAGUGAUUUAGCACAGCACUCGGCUCCCUCAAACAUCAAACAGGAAGAGAUCCUAAACACAGGAAGCCCAGCUCAGCUGAGCAGCAUUAAGAAACAAAAAAGACGACUGAAAGCCAAAUUAAAUACUAAAAUAAAGAGGAAGCAAUCGUAG
Chiloscyllium plagiosum (whitespotted bambooshark) is the source of this 738-nucleotide messenger RNA. Lineage: Eukaryota; Metazoa; Chordata; Chondrichthyes; Orectolobiformes; Hemiscylliidae. The record is from RefSeq and is a predicted model, not a curated record.